ACUGGUUUAAGAUUAAAAUAUUUUUUAGCUGCAGUGUACCUACUCUAUUAAGAAAUAGCCUGUUAAAAUAAAAUGGAAAGUGCUACUUCAUAUAAACUUUGGCUGUCGCCAGAAAGCGUGACAGCGGGCAGGUCCUUACUAGGGGGGUUUUAUUUUGGAAGUUUGGCCCGGCAGUCUUUCUCUCCGGCUGUCCUCUCUGUGGCCAUAAUGGAGUAGAUCGGAUUGUUGGCGGAUGAGGGCGCUUCACCGCCAUUUGAAAUACACAUACUGGCUCUACCUCAGCUACAUAGUGUGUGUGUAGCCCUGAAAGUGGGCUAGAUGAUGAACUGAGCGGCAGAUAAAACAAAAAUCUUCAAUAGGAAAGCGGCACCGACCCGAUUGGGUGAUGUGAAAAUCCUCAUCGGACAGAUCUUACUGGGCCGAGUUGGCUGAAGUGAAGAAGCAGGACUUUCCGUGGCUGUUGGUGCUCACGCUGGCCAUCAGAUGACCAAGUUGUGAAAAGUGCCCUGUCCUUGCAGUUUUUCAGCUCGAGACUUCAUUUUAACAUCAUGGCUGUCUCAUCCUCCUCCAAUCUCCUGGUCCUUCUCCUACUAAUUUCCUCCCUGGAUUGGCUGUCCACUCCAGGAUCUACAUUUCUCAUGGGGUGGGACCAUGUGACAUCAUCCGCUCCUCCUGAACCUCAUUUCACAAAGUGCAUAUCAAGGGACCUGGAGACAUUCCGAUGUUGGUGGAGUCCAGGCAACUUCCACAACCUGUCCACCCCUGGAGCACUCAGAGUCUUCUACAAUAAGAAAGACUCGCCCACCAGUGAAUGGAAAGAGUGUCCAGAGUACAUCCAUUCAAAUAGGGAGUGCUUCUUCGAUGCAGAACACACAUCCGUUUGGAUUACCUACUGCAUGCAGCUCCGCAGCCAAAACGUCACCUAUUUCAAUGAGGAUGACUGUUUCACUGUAGAGAAUAUCGUACGUCCUGACCCACCAGUGUCUCUAAACUGGACCCUGCUCAAUGUAAGUCCCUCCGGGGUAAGUUAUGAUGUCAUGGUCAACUGGGAGCCCCCACCCUCUGCAGACGUCAGUUUGGGCUGGAUGCGCAUUGAGUAUGAGAUACAGUACAGGAAGACAAAUACCACGAACUGGAAAGCAUUGAAGAUCCAGCCACACACCCAGCAGACAAUCUACGGUCUGCACAUAGGAACAGAGUACGAAGUGCACAUCCGCUGCAGGAUGCAGGCCUUCACUAAGUUUGGAGAGUUCAGCGACCCCAUCUUCAUUCUAGUGACUGAGAUUCCCAGCAAAGGUCAUGAGUCAACUUUCCAGCUCACGCUGGUUUUUGUUUUCGGGGUUGUGGGCAUCCUCAUAGUCAUCAUGAUAAUUGUCGUCUCUCAGCAGCACAGAUUAAUGAUGAUUCUGUUGCCACCAGUUCCUGCUCCCAAAAUUAAAGGCAUCGAUCCAGAGCUGUUAAAGAAGGGGAAGCUGGACGAGCUGAAUUUGGUCCUGAGUGGUGGAGGAAUGGGUGGCCUGUCCACUUAUGCACCAGAUUUCUACCAAGAUGAGCCAUGGGUGGAGUUCAUCGAGGUGGAUGCUGAAAACGCAGAUAAUGGAGAGAAGGAGGACAACCAGGGCUCAGACACCCAGAGGCUCCUGGGUCAGCCCCAACCCAUCAUCCACCACAUGAACACAGGGUGCUCCAAUGCCAUCAGUUUCCCUGAUGAUGACUCAGGCCGGGCCAGCUGUUAUGACCCAGAUCUGCCUGACCAAGACACCCUAAUGCUGAUGGCCACCCUGCUGCCAGGGCAACCUGAGAACGUAGAAGCCUCGUUUGAUAUUGUAGAAAGAGCCCCAGCCGCAGAGGGAGUCAAAAAGCCCCUAGUCCAAACCCAAACUGGAGAGCCUCAGACUUGGGUCAACACAGACUUCUAUGCCCAAGUCAGCAAUGUGAUGCCCUCUGGAGGAGUGGUGCUGUCUCCUGGCCAGCAACUCCGAAUCCAGGAGAGCACAUCAGCCACGGAGGAGGUAACACAAAAGAAAGGGAAAGAGCACAAAAGCAGCGAGGACACUGAUCAAAAGAAGCAGAAGGAGCUGAAGUUUCAGCUGCUGGUAGUGGAUCCUGAAGGAAGCGGCUACACCACAGAGGGCAAUGCUUGGCAGAUCAGCACUCACCUUAGCUCCUCGAUGCCUGGCGAGGGGUAUCAAACCAUACACCCUCAGCCAGUGGAGACCAGACCUGCAGCCACAGCAGAGAAUAAUCAGUCACCUUACAUUCUUCCUGACUCUCCCCAAUCUCAGUUCUUUACCCCUGUUGCAGACUACACAGUGGUACAGGAGGUGGACAGUCAGCACAGUCUGCUCCUCAACCCGCCUCCCCGCCAGUCUCCCCCUCCCUGCCUACCACAGCACCCACUCAAGGCCCUACCUGCUAUGCCCGUAGGGUACAUCACCCCAGACCUGCUGGGGAACCUCUCGCCAUGAAAUGACAAUGCCAUUAGGUGUAAGGUUAAUUCACCAGGAAGUCCCCUGCGGUCACAUAAGCCUGUUUCUACCUGAUUCCUGCUGGAAACCAAAUAACUUGCAGCACACAGUUUGGAUGAGAGUGUACAGUUGUUUGUUUGUCAGAGG
Micropterus salmoides (largemouth bass) is the source of this 2615-nucleotide messenger RNA. RefSeq names its product growth hormone receptor a (gene ghra). The record is from RefSeq and is a predicted model, not a curated record. The transcript has 10 exons. Bases 549 to 2468 code for a protein of 639 amino acids. Lineage: Eukaryota; Metazoa; Chordata; Actinopteri; Centrarchiformes; Centrarchidae. Gene Ontology annotation, molecular function: protein binding.